AUGCUUUUUGAAGUGGAAGACGAGACACGUGACUUUAUAACGACAUAUAAAAAAGAUUUUCAAUCGAAAGAAGGUCGUAGACCAAAAGAAUGUAGACCAGAACCACCUUAUCCUCCACCAUUGAAUAUUUUAAAUGGUCCUUACAAAAAGUGUCUCAAUACACGACGAAAAAAUGAAACACUUCCUUUAAGUGAACAAAGCGAGGACCCUCAAGAGAAUUUAAACAGAAUUCGCGAAAAAUAUUCGCAUUUAAAAAAAUUUCUUCCGGAAGUUGUACCAGACGAAGAUCUAAUUGAAAGAAAAGACAAUGAACUGAAGCAAACCAUGUAUCAAUUACAUUAUUCAAAAGAUGAUUAUUCACCUCGCGUGAAAAUAUAUGGAAGAAAAAAAGAUAUACCUUUACCGGAAGAUUGGAUCAUACCAGAAACGGUUCAAAAAAAAUCUUAUAGAAAUCCAUGGAAAAUUGUAACGAAAGAUUUGUUACAUGUAAAAAAAGCAAUGAAACCUUUGGAUAAUUUAAUACCAAAUAAAAAAGAAAGAGAAAUUCUUUGUAUAAGUACUGGAUAUUCAGAAAAGAAUGCAACCAUAGAUGCUACCGGAAAUAAAGUAAUAAAAGAAUUCUUACAUGGUGCACCAUUACCUAUAGAACCUCAAAUAUAUACUAAAGGACCUGAUAGUCCACCAUCUGAAUGUUCUGAAAUUCUAGCAGAGAAAAAAUUUGUACUUCCUUCUAGAAUUAUCUGA
Apis laboriosa (Himalayan honeybee) is the source of this 744-nucleotide messenger RNA. RefSeq lists its product as uncharacterized. The transcript has 4 exons. Lineage: Eukaryota; Metazoa; Arthropoda; Insecta; Hymenoptera; Apidae. The record is from RefSeq and is a predicted model, not a curated record. The coding region runs from base 1 to 744 and encodes 247 amino acids.